AUGUCGCCAAAUGAUGUAAAAAAAAUCAACAAACAGUACUUGGAACCAUCUUACAAUCGACGUCGAGUGAGUAGAAGAACAAAAGAACGAUGGAGACUUAUAUUUAAGAAAUCUCGCGAGCACUCGAUAAUAAAUAAAGAUCAAAAUCAUUGUAUUUCUUUUACGGCGAAUAAUAAUAAAUUUGAACUUUCUACGGAUUAUAAUAAUCAGUCACCAGACUCCAAUAACUACAAGAUUACAAAUUUCGCGGAAAAUGAGGCCCCUUCUUAUAUAGAAAUAAGCGGUUCAGAAAGUUCUUCUGAUGAUUCUGACAGCUCUUCAGAUGAAAAUGAUAAUUAUUUAAGUAAUGAUCACCUCAAUAACUUUUCAAUGAAUAAUUCUGAUAAUUCAUCAGAUAGUGAUUCCGAUAGUUCAUCAGAUAGUAAUUGCGAUAGUUCAUCAGAUAAUAAAGCUAACUGCUCACAUGAUAAUCCUCAUUCAUCAUCUAAUCAUAAUUUUACUAAAUUUAAUACAGAUAAAUUUCAAGGUAGUUUAACGAUGUUUCCUGAAGCACAAUUAACGAUAGCAGACGUUAUUUUUAUGAUUACAGUAUACUCGGUGCAAAAAAAUUUAACUCGGAAAGAUGAAGAUGACCUUAUAAAUCUUAUAAAAAUAUUAGCUGGUCCAAAAUUUGCAUCGUGGAAUGCUUCGCAGUAUGUACGAGAUAAAACGUAUAAUCCUCCCAAGUCCAAAAUUAAUACGCAUUUUUUUUGUACUAAUUGUGAGGUUAUAUUAAUUACACAUAAUAACGGUAAAAAGAUGGGAAAGAAAUCUGUUAGAUGUAAAGAUUGCGAACGUGACUACAAACUUACAUCAGAAAGCUCCAAUCAAUUUGUAACCGUUGAUCUAAGUUACCAGCUCGAAACUCUUUUGAGAAAUGAAGAGAUCCAAAAAGACCUAUUAAAAACAUUGGAUGUACGUUACGAAAAUAAAAUUGAUGGUGUAAUAAAUAAUAUAUAUGACUCUCAGUUAUAUAGAAACCUUCAACUUUUCUCACCGCAUACAUUGACAUAUAAUAUAAAUACUGAUGGUGCACCACCCUUUAAAAGUUCUAACUGUAGUUUUUGGCCAAUACAAUUGUAUUUAAACGAACUUUCACCUCAAAUACGCAAACAAAAUAUAAUUCUCGGUGGUAUGUUCUUGACUUCAUCUGAACCAGGACCAAAGUUAAUGAAAAUUUAUUUAUCUAAAUUUAUAGAUGAUGCUGAAAAUCUUAUGAAGCAAGGAAUAAAUAUUACUUUGCUAAAUUCAAAUAUACAAAGAAAUUUUAAAUUUCAUUGCCUUCUAAUUUGUGUAGAUUCAGUUGCAAGACCUGUAAUACAAAAUCGCUAUCAAUACAGUGGUUAUUAUGGUUGUAGUUGGUGUUAUGACCAUGGAGAAUACAACAGUUCAGCCGUUCGAUAUCCUAUUACAGAAAAUGAUCCUACGUUGAGAACUCAUAAGGAUUAUGUUAAUGAUGUCGAGGAAGUAGAAAAACAAAAACGCCAUAUUAAUGGUGUAAAAGGAAGUUCUGAAUUUUUGCGAUUAAAAAAUAUUGAUUGUGUAUGGAGUUUCCCUGUAGACUAUAUGCAUGGUGUUUUAUUGGGUGUUACGCGACAGUUAUGGUCUAUAUGGACUACUCCAAAUACUUCAUAUUACUUGACGCCAACUGAUCGUAAAGAAAUCAAUAAAAGAAUAUUGUUACAGGAAAUCGAGAAAAAUUUUACCGAAACUAAGGAAAACUGUCAAAAUGCAAGUAAUUUGCAUUUUGAUCCAAAAGGAAGUCAAGUCGAGGCUGAAAGUAUGUCCAACGAUGAAGCUACAAUAAUGGAGAAAGACUUGAACAUUCCUAAAAACGACCCAAAGAAUACAAGCCCAAAGAUACUAAAAGUUUUGAACGACACUCUAUUGGAACAAAAAUUCAAGUAUACCCUAAAAGAAUCUGCUAAGGAUUUAGCAGAGACAACGAGUGAUAUAGGAAUUGUAAGUACGCCUCCAUUUUCUCAUGAACAUGCUACAGACAAUGAACAAGAGAAAAUUGUAGUCGAUGACGUAACCGAGAAUAAAGAUUUCGAUUCGGAUGCAAUGAAACGAUCUGAACGUCGUGGUCAUCGACGCAAAAAGAAAGAAAAAAAAUCAAAACAAAAUAAAAAACGUAAACUUGAUGCCGGUGUGGGUGGUGACCAGUUGUUGACUCAAGUGAUAGGAACUGACAACCAGGAUUUGCUGGAAACUAGUCUACCUAAAAAUGAAGUACCUGCUAUUCAAAAAACGUUAACUGAUCUAAAAGAAUCAACUAAUUCAGCAAAGACAGAAAAACCGCGAAAAAAGCGUAAAAGAGAUUAUAAGAAAGUGUUGGAAACUUCAAAAGUUGAAGUAGAAGUCAAGUUCCUGAGAGAGGCAAUGUCUAGUUUAAUUGAAAAUUUCAACAAUUUUCAAGAGUAUGCCACGUCAAAAUUAGCUGCAAUUGAUGAAAAUUGGCGACAGUUAAAAAACGCCAAAACAUCUACUCAAACUGCUCCACUUAAUCCAAAGGAUAUCAAACGGCCACCUGAAGUCGGUUUCACCCGAAUCGAUGAUAACAUGAUACAUCUGGGACGUGGAGUAUGGUUAUCACGAGCUACCUAUGAUAACGAUGUCUACACUGCUGGAGCAUCACUGGCUAUGUUUGUAAAAAAUAUUGCUGUGUCGGUUUUCGGAACAGAUUACCUUAAAAAACAUAGCGUCAAAGGAAAAGGGUGCAACAAAACUAAAAGUGUACCGAGACCGGCUAUAGAUUCUACGAAGGCUCUUGCUAUUCGAGACAUUUACGAAUAUUAUUUGAAAACCGAGAAGAAUAUGAAAGGAUCAGAGUUACAGGACGAAGUGGAUAACUAUGAAGAUUACAUCCGGCAAAAAAUUUCGGAUCUGAUCCGACCAAAAAGAGGGUCUAAAACUGUUGGAAUAAAAGAUGCAGUGAUAAAUGAAAAGGAUUCAAGUAAUGAUCCUCAAAAAAAUGGUCCUAACAUUGAUGGAACUGUCGUGACUGCAGAUACCUCUACUCCACUCAAUUUCCAAAAAAAGGAGUCUUCGGCUGAUCGAUCCUCCAUGUUUAAGGCAAAAAAAGAAAAUAAAAAGAAAUCGAAGGCGACCUCCUUAUCAGAUCCUAACAUUGAUGGCAAUGCCACAUCUGCAAGUACUUCCACUGCACUCGCUGUGGCAAAAAGCAAAUCUUCUGUUCGUCAAUCCACCAAGCGUUCGUUACGUGAUGCAAAGAAAACAAAAUUGCCGCUCAAGGAUGGGAGCUCUUCCUCAAGCAGCUCUUCUGGAUCUAGUGAAGAUUCAGAUUCUUCUGGAGACAGUUCACCAACUUCACCUGGUGGUGACACUGAUGAUGACACCGCAUCAGAUAAAUAAGUCUAAGAUGGUCUCUUGACCAUCUAUUUUGUACUUUUAUAUUGCACUUUUUUUUGCAGAUUGUUUUUAAUAAGUUACACGACAAAAUUAUAUUCCAUAAAAAAUAAAAAACAAACCGUUUCUAUAGUAAUAAUUCUAUCUGUUUCUACAUUAUUCUUUUUUAAACGAACAUUUGUAUUAGUAUAUUUAAUAAAUAUUAAAAAAUAUGUACUGAAUAAAUUUUGAUUUGAUUGCGAAAAUCAUAUGAUAAAAUUUAGGCAUCUAGGUAUUAGGUUAUAAGCUAAGCCCAUUCUGGAAAUCCAAACAUUCUUUUUGUCACAGUCAAUAAGUAUUGACGAAUAGUUACCGAUAGAAAAAAUUGUCAUUUUAUUGUGAAAAUCCUGAUGAAAUCUAGGUACCUGAAUUGUAAAUUCUAAAAGGAUCGCCCCAUUAAAUUUAUUAAGUUAAAAGCUACACGCAAUCUGGAAAUCCAAACAUACUUUUUGUCACAGUCAAUAAGUGUUGACCAAUAGGUAUCGAUCGAAAAAAUUGUCAUUUGAUUGUGAAAAUCCUGGUAAAAGCCAGGCUUCUGAAUUGUAAAUUCUGAAAGGAUCGCCCCAUUAAAUUUGUUAGGUUAUAAGCUAAGCUAAUUAUGGAAAUCCAAACAUACUUUUUAUCACAGUCAAUAAGUGUUGACGAAUAGGUAUCGAUAGAA
Molecule: messenger RNA, 4108 nt
Organism: Cotesia glomerata
Lineage: Eukaryota; Metazoa; Arthropoda; Insecta; Hymenoptera; Braconidae
Exons: 10
Coding region: 1-3414 (1137 amino acids)
Biological process (GO): negative regulation of DNA-templated transcription
Molecular function (GO): DNA binding
Source: RefSeq, a predicted model, not a curated record